Messenger RNA from Nanorana parkeri, 852 nucleotides. It is a transcript of the gene TM4SF1, whose product is annotated as transmembrane 4 L six family member 1. The record is from RefSeq and is a predicted model, not a curated record. Lineage: Eukaryota; Metazoa; Chordata; Amphibia; Anura; Dicroglossidae. Gene Ontology annotation, cellular component: membrane. The transcript has 5 exons. The coding region runs from base 135 to 746 and encodes 203 amino acids.
CUCAGCAAUCAGUGCUGGUAUUAAUACGUCUCACCCUGGUGACUAACACUCACUUCUGGGUAUUUAAGAGAUAGAACAAAAGAUUCACUCAUUGUUAGAACUUGCUAGACAAAGGGCUGAUCUCACCUACCAAGAUGUGUUUUAGCAAGUGUGCAAGAUGUAUCGGCUCUUUGCUACUAACUUUGGCGAUCCUGUGCAUUGUGGCGAAUAUCUUAUUAUUUUUUCCUAAUGGAGAAACACAAUGGUCCAGGGAAAACCAAUUGUCCAGAUAUGUGUGGUUUUUCCAUGGAAUUGGAGGAGCCGGACUUGUUAUGCUGCUCCCAGCUUUUGUGUUCAUUGGCAUGGAAGGAGAGGAUUGCUGUGGAUGUUGUGGCCAUCAGACCUGUGGUAGAAGCUGCGCAAUGCUUGGAUCUGUUGUGGCUGCAUUAAUCGGAAUUGCUGGUGCUGGGUACUGUCUCAUCAUUUCUGCCCUGGCCUUGGCUGAAGGUCCCUUUUGUCAAACAAAUUCAGGGUGGACUUAUCCCUUUGCAAAUACUAACGCAAACUAUCUGAGCGAUCACUCCACAUGGUCCCAAUGCAAUGAGCCCCGUAAUGUUGUAGUGUGGAAUGUCACUUUAUUCUCCAUCCUGAUUGGCCUGUCUGCAAUCGAGAUCAUUUUAUGUUUGAUUCAGGUCAUCAAUGGUUUAAUUGGUGGAAUAUGUGGUGCUUGCUGUGGCCAACAGAAGUCCCAGUCAUAUGCAUGCUGAUGGUAGGAUCCAGAAGAUGUGGAUAUAAAUAGAAGAUGGGCCAUUUUAUUUAAAAUGUUUCACUUGUAAAUAUAAAUGUACAGAAUUCAGUAUUUCAUAAGUGUGU